AUGACCUCUCUUCCUAGAACUGUUCCUGCCACCUGGUACACCAGCGACAAGUUUAUUGAGGCUUCCAGAGAAAAAAUCUACAACCGCGGCUGGCACUUUGUUUCCACUAUCAAUGCGCUGUCAAUGCAUCCGGAGCUGAACGAUGGGCUGGAAGACGCGCUUCAGCUGAAUUUUGUUGGGAACCCGUUCUUCGGAGUUUGCAACGUUGACGACCCGUACAAGGCUACCUCGGUUGACCUGCGGUACGGGGUGUACGAGGACGUUGUUAGGGGGUGCAAGACAAAAGAAGAAAAGGCAGCAAAAAUCGCCGAAUUGCCAACAGUCAACCACGUUGUUACCGAGGGCGGGCUAAUUUUUGUGUGCCACGAGAAGACGCCGGCUAAAUCGUUCAAAGAAUAUUUCGGUAACGAGCUGGGCCAAUUCAUCGACGGCAAAGAUUUCCGUAGCCGGUCGCUCCGCAGACGGCUUGUUUAUGAGUGUGACUACAACUAUUUGACCUUCAUCGACGGAUACCAGGAGUGUCUGCAUUGCCAGUACACCCACCCUGGCUUCAGCAAGGUUUAUCCGUUUGAGUUCUACAAAGUGGACCCGUACACCAACUUCUGCCGUCACCACUGUAACCCAGUGGGGGGUUCCAAAGACGAGGGCUUAUUUUUAUAUUUUUUCCCGUCGUGCACGUUGAAUCAGUACGGGGGAGGAAUGGGGAUUUUCCGGGCGAACCCCGUUAAUGGAAAUAAAACGCGCAUGGAGUUUGAAUAUUUCUUCGACGGUAACGACGAAGAAUUCGAGGCAUAUUUCAAGUUUGCCAGACAGGUUGCUUUGGAAGAUAUCUGGUUAUGCGAGGCUGCGCAACAGAAUUUGGUCAGCGGCAUUUAUCAGCAAGGGGUACUACAUCCAAGCAAAGAGGUUGGGGUUGUUUUCUACCAGUCUUUGAUUCGUGACAGGAUCAUGGCGCAGUGA
Molecule: messenger RNA, 960 nt
Organism: Ogataea philodendri
Lineage: Eukaryota; Fungi; Ascomycota; Pichiomycetes; Pichiales; Pichiaceae
Exons: 1
Coding region: 1-960 (319 amino acids)
Molecular function (GO): 2 iron, 2 sulfur cluster binding; iron ion binding
Source: RefSeq, a predicted model, not a curated record